AUGUCCUCAUCUGAGAGUGAGCUGUCAGAUACCAUAGACCCUAUGGCCAUAGUUUCAGACGAUGAGGUUGUCCCGGACCCUGAGAUUUUGACAUCUGACACUGAGAGUAGCGAUGACGAUGAUUUUCAGCCGUUUGCUUUACCUGACCUGGGCGACAUUAUACCGCUAGCUGAUGGUUUUCCUGGCGAGGAUCUACUUCUUGUUCCGAUCCCCGCUCCUCUCCCUCUUGCCGCAUUUCCUCUCGAGGAUCUGCCUCUUGAUGCUUUGCAUAACGAUGAUAUCGAUCUUUUUAUUGAGGGCCUCCCUGAGGGUGUGCCUAGGCGUUAUCACACUGAUUCUGGUUCUGACACCGUUAUGUCUGCUGCACCUGUUCAGGACUUCAAGUUUGAUGAUGAGUUUGAUCCUAACAUUGAUCCUGAGCAUGAGGUUGACUUCAUUCCUGAUGAUCAGCUUUUUGAUGUACCCGCUGAUCUUGAGCUAGCACCAGUCGACCCUGAGCCUAUGAUUGCACCCGAGCCUAUACCUGCUCACGGUCCUCUGCCUGAGCAUGACCCUGUACCUGUUGAUAUACCAGAUGUUGCACCACCUUUACCUGACCCGAUCCCUGCACCUGUUGACCAUGCUCCUUUUGCAACCCAGAUAGAUCCCUAUUAUGCAUUCACCCGUAAUGGGUGGAUAGAGGACGACGAUGACUUGCCUCCUUUUGUUAGGCCUGUUACUCCCCCACCUGCACCCACCCAUGCACCUGUUGAUAUCGCCCCAAUUCAUCCACAUGUGUCUGCCACACACUGCACCGAUCUGUCAAUCACGUUCUUAUAG
Messenger RNA from Helianthus annuus (common sunflower), 819 nucleotides. RefSeq lists its product as uncharacterized. The transcript is spliced from 2 exons. The record is from RefSeq and is a predicted model, not a curated record. The coding region runs from base 1 to 819 and encodes 272 amino acids. NCBI's taxonomy places the organism in Eukaryota, Viridiplantae, Streptophyta, Magnoliopsida, Asterales, Asteraceae.